This is a messenger RNA of Auanema sp. JU1783, 1002 nucleotides long. NCBI's taxonomy places the organism in Eukaryota, Metazoa, Nematoda, Chromadorea, Rhabditida, Rhabditidae. The record is from the annotation of a GenBank genome assembly.
AUGUCAGACGAGAAGAACGACAACCGUCGUUCAUUACGUCCUGUGGCUUUUGCCGCCGUCGUUUUCUCCACCGUUGCUCUUACAAGUUGUCUUCUAACUUUCCCUUUGAUACUCCACUAUGUGCAGACUUUGGAGUCUCAAGUGCAACUUGAUAUUGAGUACUGUCAGGCCAGAGCUAGAGAUAUGUGGAAGGAAAUGCUUGAUAUAGAGACUGGUGGUAGAAGAGAUGUUGGAAGACUUGCUAGCAUCGUCAUGGCUCAACGUCGUAUUGCUAAAAGAGACACACUUGCUGAUUUCUGGGCUCGUCGUCUUCAUGACCAAGAAUUAAGAGAUCAGCCUGUAGGAUAUGACGGACCAUCAGCUUUCGUUGAGUCGCCUCCAUCUAGCGAUACCCCACAAACUGGCGGAGGAUGCUGCACCUGCCAUCGUGGUCCACCAGGACAAGUAGGAGAUGCUGGAAGAGACGGUGUUGAUGGCGUUGAUGGAACUCCUGGAGAUAUCGGACCACCAGGACCCCCAGCUCCACCAGGACCAGACCCACAAUCUCUCUUCCCAGAGCAGUGUCCUUGUGAAGCUCCACCAGGAGAACCAGGACCAAAGGGACCCCCUGGACCUGAUGGUCCACCAGGAGCACCUGGAUCAGCUGGUGAUGAUGGAAAGCCUGGAGAUCAAGGAGAACGUGGACCACAAGGAAUGCCAGGACAACCCGGACAAAUGGGACGACCAGGACCUCCAGGAGAACCAGGAAGCUACCGUACUGAAGUCGGACCCCCAGGACGUUCAGGAUCCCCAGGAAGACCAGGACCACCAGGACCACCAGGUCCACCAGGAAAUCCCGGAAAUGAUGGAAAGACUGGACAAUCCGGUCCACCAGGUUUACCAGGAAGCCCAGGACAACCUGGUCCAAAUGGUCAAGCCGGUCCUAAUGGACCUGAUGGAGACAACGGAGCUCCAGGAUCAUGCGACCAUUGUCCACCAGCUCGUUUGGCACCCGGAUAUUAA